GUUUUUCGGUCUGAGCUUUUUUGAUCUACCUACUCUUCAUUUUUUGGUGUUCCAUUAUUAUUCGAUAAGCCGUUCUCCGCCAAUGUCCAACAUUUACCUCGACGAUCGCAUGUACGGCAAGGCUGAUGUGCGCCUGCUCCACGUCCGCCGCGAGACUCGCUUCCACCAUGUUGUGCACGAGCUGCGCUGCCGUGUGCUGAUGCGCCUCGCCUCGGAGAUUGACUUUGUGACGGGCGACAACCGCGAUAUCGUCGCGACCGACACGACCAAGAACACGGUCUUUGCCCUCGCCAAGAAGGUGGGAGUGACCUCGGCCGAGCAGUUUGCGUUGGCAAUCUCAAAGCACUACUUUGACCAGUACAAGCAUAUUGAGGCAAUGGAUGUCAGCAUUGACGAAACCCGCUGGACUCGCGUGCAAACCUCCGAGCAGCCCAAGCCCCACUCGCACGCUUUCAUCAAUGCCCGUGAGUGCGUGCGAACCAUCUCCGUCACCCAGACGCGCGGCCAGCAGCCCGUUCUCACCUCGGGCAUCAAGGAACUGGAAAUCAUGAAGACCACGCAGUCUGGCUUUGAAGGCUACAUCAAGGACGAGUACACCACUCUGAAGCCCACUGCCGAUCGCGUCUUCCGCACUGUCGUCUCGUGCCAGUACACUUUUGACCCGGCGAACGUGCACUCCAUCGACUACGAGGCCGUCUUCCAAACGGCUCGGGAUGCCAUUCUUUCGGAGUUUGCCGGCCCUUCGGAGCAGGGUGUCUACUCGCCUUCCGUCCAAAACACCAUCUACUUGGCCCAGAAGCGCAUCAUUGACCGCGUCGCCGCCGUGUCGCGUGUCACCAUUGAAAUGCCAAACCGCCACUGCAUCUUGGUUGACUUGUCGCCUUUCAAGCUGCAAAACAACAACGAGGUGUUUGUCGUCACUGGCGAGCCUGCUGGCCUCAUCCGCGCGUCCAUGUCUCGUCUCGGCAGCUCGAUCAAGUCCAAGCUUUAAGAGAAUCAGCCAACCGUUUGUUUUUUCAAUGCUGUGUGUCUUAUUCACACGGUUGCGACCGCAUGUCUGAAGCAUUGAAUAUGAACCACUUGCAUUUUGCAAUAAAAGUGUAGUGAAAUGAA
Molecule: messenger RNA, 1113 nt
Organism: Capsaspora owczarzaki ATCC 30864
Lineage: Eukaryota; Filasterea; Ministeriida; Capsasporidae
Product: urate oxidase
Exons: 5
Coding region: 83-991 (302 amino acids)
Biological process (GO): urate catabolic process; purine nucleobase catabolic process
Cellular component (GO): peroxisome
Molecular function (GO): urate oxidase activity
Source: RefSeq, a predicted model, not a curated record